Messenger RNA from Bacillus rossius redtenbacheri, 3581 nucleotides. RefSeq names its product gamma-tubulin complex component 2-like. The coding region runs from base 175 to 2724 and encodes 849 amino acids. The transcript is spliced from 15 exons. Gene Ontology annotation, cellular component: equatorial microtubule organizing center; gamma-tubulin complex; spindle pole. The record is from RefSeq and is a predicted model, not a curated record. Lineage: Eukaryota; Metazoa; Arthropoda; Insecta; Phasmatodea; Bacillidae. Gene Ontology annotation, biological process: cytoplasmic microtubule organization; mitotic cell cycle; microtubule nucleation. Gene Ontology annotation, molecular function: gamma-tubulin binding; microtubule minus-end binding.
GCACCACAAUCUGUGUUCAAUAGGUUUGUUUAUUUUUUGGUUGCGCGGUUGUAAAUAACAUGGUUGAAAGUAAGGCUGUCUUAAGUGAAGUUAUUUUAUUAUUUCAUAAAUAUUAUAGUAUGUUAAUUGUACUUUCAUCUUAAAGUCGGCGUUGAAUGAGAUGAAUUAUAAAUCAUGAGUCAGUUUGAACUGCAUAACGUUCUUCGUGGCUUGAUUCGUGAUACUGGAUCGUCAGCAAGCCCAGAAAAGUUGGUGGAACUGGUGGAGAAGGAUCUCGGAACCACAGCUGCGAACGCUCACAAAGUAGUCUCGCAGAGAACAGUUUCAGACAUAGCCAAGAGGAGCAAGGAUCCUGAGAAAUUUCUGGCGAAAUACGAGGAACUCAAGUCAAAGAAUGUCGGUUGCCUUAGUUCUUAUAUGCAGCUAAUGGCCCUUAUUUCAAAAGACAAGGGGUUAAAAGGAGUAAUGGAAAGAAUUGAUAAGAAGCAUUCUUCGGUUGAGGUUCGGACCACGUCCAGUUCAACUCCAGCGUUGCUGUUGGGAGCGGAAUCCAAAACGACAGACCAGUACACCUCGGACGAUGUACCAAAGAUUCGAAGUCGACUGUCCAAGGCUGUGAACGACAUUCAGCAGAAGAUGUCUCCGAACAAGAACGAGCACGAAGAGCGGAAAACUAAUCCUCUGACCUGCCGUGUCACAGGUUUGCCUUCCGUGAACGUUCUUGAGCCAAAAAUCACUCUGGACUUUAGCGACACACUGAUGCAGGCGCCAUUUCCUUCGCUACUGGGCCCAAUACCCAUCAGUUCGCAAGAAAGUUAUUUGUUGGAGGACCUGUUGUGUUGUUUGGAAGGAAUUGAAGGGCAGUACAUCUCACCCAAGCCUCUUGACAAUGAAUAUGCCAAUAGAAGCUUUGAUAUUUGUUCCACUAUUGACCCGUCGCUGCGGCAGCUGGCGGGGCAGAUCCUGCAGCUGGCGUCGUGCCACUCGGCGGUGGCCCGGUUCGUGGAGGCGAAGAGCGCGUUCGCGUGGGGCCAGGUGAACCAGGCGCUGGCGGCGGCCGCGGGCUCGCUGCUGCGCGACUACCUGGUGCUGGUGGCCCAGCUGGAGACCCUGGUGCGCCAGGGCGGGUUCUCCCUGCACAAGAUGUGGUUCUACGUGCAGCCGACGCUGCUCAGCAUGCGCGUGCUGCAGGACACCGCCCGGCGCGUCAACAUGGCACAAGCUACUGGUGGGAAAGUCCUGAGUCUUCUCCAUGAACAGACGUCAAAUUAUAUUGGCGACAGCAAGGGACAAGACUUGUGCUUCUACCUUAUACAAGCAGCUUCUGUUCCUUACAUGGAAAUAUUGGAGAAGUGGAUAUGCAAAGGAGUUAUUUGCGAUCCGUACGGAGAGUUUCUCGUCGAAGACAACGAGGUAAUCCAGAAGGAAGACAUGCCACCGGUGGAUUAUUCCGCGGACUACUGGGAGAAGCGUUACACGAUCCGGAAGGAGAGGAUCCCAGUGUUUCUGGACGUGGUUUCCAAAUCCAUCCUGCGCACCGGAAAGUACCUGAACGUAAUCCGUCAAUGUGGAAAAAACGUGAAGAUGCCUCAGGACUUGAACAUUGUAUAUACCAUCAAAGAACGACGAUAUAUCGAAGCCAUUAAUAGUGCAUAUUUAUUUGCCAGCAAAACGUUACUGCAGCUUUUAAUGGAAGAAAAUGAUCUCCUGGGAAGGUUACGGUCGGUGAAGCACUACUUCCUGCUGGACCAAGGAGACUUUGUGGUGCAGUUCAUGGACUGCUGCGAGGUGGAGCUGUGCCAGAACGUGGACUCGGUGCAGCCCAACAGGCUGGCGCCGCUGCUGGAGCUGGCGCUGCGCACCUCGGGCGCCAACAGCGACCCCUACAAGGACGACAUGCGCACGGAGCUGCUGCCCUACGACCUUAACGUCCAGAUGCUCAAGAUCCUCAGCAUUGAGACGCCCAGCGAGAGCGAGUACAAGAAGCAACAAGAUCAGUCAAACCUUUCAGGGAUGAAGUUUUUCUCUUUUGCGUACGAAGUUAAGUGGCCCGUGUCGUUGGUGUUGAAUCGCAAAGCCAUUUCUUGCUAUCAGAUGAUCUUCAGGCAUCUUUUUUACUGCAAACAUGUGGAGCGUUUGCUUUGUAGAGUCUGGAUUUCAAAUAAAAUUGGGAAAACGUUUCAGAAAAACAAUGCUAAAAUGUACGUCCCAGCAUUCGCACUGCGCCAGCGAAUGCUGAUUUGCAUUCAGAACCUCGAGUAUUACAUGAUGGUGGAAGUAAUAGAACCAAAUUGGCUCUCCUUCCUUGAUAAAAUAAGCAAGGUGAGCAACGUGGACGACGUCCUGGCCUGCCACUCGGACUUCCUCGACAGCUGCCUGAAGGACUGCAUGCUCAUGACGGCCGAGCUGCUAGACACCGUCAACGCCCUGCUGGCCCUCUGCGAGCAGUUCUGCAAGUUCAUGCAGUCUCCAGAUUCGCCGAUAACCGACUGCAUCAGUGAGAAUGGUGACAGUUUUGAGAAAAACAUCAAAACGUUUGAUGAUGAGUUCACAAACGUGUUGGUCAAUCUACUGAACGAGAUAUCGAAUGUGGGACGUGACCACAACAGUGAAAAACUGGUUUAUGUGCUGUACAGGCUCAAUCUAAAUGGGUUCUACACUGAUAAGCUAGAGAAGCUUUCCGCUGAGAAGUCAGUCAUUCACCUUGAUGAAAGGUCUGGUUGAACGUUAACCCAUGCGCUGCUACGACGUGAAACAAUUUUGAAUCUCCUGUUGGAAACCAUUGUUUACCUGAGUGUGAUUAGGCUAUUUUUUUGAAGCGAAUUUCAUUUUAGUAAGACAUCUUGCAAGUGCGAGUAGGGUAGAUUUUUAUAUGUUAAUAAAUUAUUUUGUUUAUACCUUGAAAGCUUUAAUAUGUGUUUCUUUGUAGUGAUAGAAAGCAGAGUUUAUAAUAAAAAUUAUUUAGUUCAUGUGAUUUUAUGUCCCUCCAUACAGUUUACAUACCUGUAUUUAUGUAAAAUAUGUGCUGCAUAAUAGUGUAUUCGUUUGUAACCAGCAUUUGAAGACUGUAAUUAUAAGUCAAAUAGGUUUACAACUCUGUAAAUAUAUUUAUAAGCAAUUUUUUUAAGCAUAGUAUGAAAUGUUUUAUUUCUUGGAAUGUUUUAUUUCUUGCUCCACAUGUCAAUUGUGAACAUUUUUCAAAAGAUGUCAUUGUGUUGGCAUGUUGGGGUUUAAAAAUAGCAACAACAAACCUCUGCCAGAAACUUGUCUGUUUUGAAUAUGUACUUUACGAUAAAAAGAAAAUAGUAAAGAUUAGUUUUAUAUUUUGUGAUUGAAUUUAAAUAAUAAUUUUUUAAAUGUUAAUUUGAUUAUGGUUGCUUCCCCUUUCAUGUAUUAACUUCUAUAAAAGUCAUGUCCUUUUAGAAAUAGAGAAAAAAAAUUAUGUAUUUAUUUUUAUUAAAUACAUGGUUAAUUUUAUAAGUGAUGUAAUAGUUUGAAAAUAACUUCACAAUUUGUUUAUGUAUGAGUUAGUUACAGUGGUUCAGUAGAAUCAGACAUUAAUAAAAAAAUUUGUGCAACUA